AGAAAGUGAACAAGUUCUGUCAUGGCCACACAGAUCAGAACUCUUCAGAGAUAAUUAAUAGUUUUUAAUGGGAACAUUUCAGAACUGAACUGCCUCCAUAACAGCGUAACUCAUUAUUCCACCCAGAGAACAAUUUCUUCUUUAUUUUCUUUCUCGAGGACAAUAAUGGAAAUGAGGACCUGAAAGACUGGUGUAGUUCUGGGUGUGGAUUAACACCCAUUCCGACUUGUAUUUCGACUUAUUUGCCCAGGCUUCAUGCUUAUUCUCCUGAGUUUCUGGUAGCAGCCUGUGUGAAAAGGGAAUCACUGGAAAAAGUAAUGGAGCUUAAUGGAAAUCUCGGCAAACACGGCCUGGAGGGUGAUGCAAACCUGCAGUUCCUGACAAAAGGAGGAGACUUGACCAAGGUGAAAUCCAACAAAUGGAAGAAGAAACGCUUCUACAGGCUGAUGGAUGAUGGCCAAACCAUGUGGAAAGAGACGCACAAGGGCUUCAAGAAAGACCACACCUUCUCCAUCGAUGACAUUGAGUCGGUCCGUUGUGGCCGUCAGACCGAAGGGCUACAGAAGUACACAGACGACACGCUGGAGGAUCACUGUUUCUCCAUCAUCUUCAAAGGCAAACGCAAGAAUCUCGACCUGAUGGCAGGCACCAGAGAGGAAGCCAAGAAGUGGGUGACAGGGCUGGAGAAGGUCAUCACCAACAUGCGCAACCUCAAUUCACAGCAGAAAAGUGAACACUGGAUUAUCAGCUGCAUGCGGAAGGCCGACAAAAACGGCGACAACAUGAUGACCCUGAAAGAGGUGAAGCACUUCCUGCGCCAGAUCAACAUCGAGGUGGAUGACAUGUACGCCGCCAUGUUGUUUGAGAAAUGUGACACAUCAAGGUCAGGAACUCUGGAGGGAGAAGAGAUUAAGCAAUUCUAUGACCUGCUAACGAAGCGUGAGGAAAUCGACGUCAUCUACGGGAAGUACGCUAAAACCGGUGGUCAGAUGAGCGCAGGCGAUCUACUAAACUUCUUAAAGCAGGAACAGAGGGAGACAGUGUCUCUGGAGAACGCACUGAAGCUUAUAGACAAAUACGAGCCUGAUGUUACAGCUAAGCAGAAUAAGCAAAUGACCAAAGAUGGCUUCCUGACAUACUUGACCAAUUUGGAAGGGUUGAUCCUCAACCCCGCCCACAUUAAUGUGUACCAGGACAUGAGGCAACCACUCAAUGAUUACUUCAUCUCCUCCUCCCAUAACACCUAUCUGAUGCAAGACCAGCUCAAAGGGCCGAGCAGUACCGAGGCCUACAUCAGAGCGCUGUUGAAGAGCUGCCGCUGCGUGGAGCUGGACUGCUGGGACGGGCCCAACGGAGAGCCGAUCAUCUACCACGGCCACACGCUCACGUCCAAGGUGCUCUUCAAGGACGUCAUCAAGGCUAUCAAGGAGUACGCUUUUAAAACGUCUGAGUAUCCAGUAAUCCUGUCUUUGGAGAACCACUGCUCAGUGGAACAACAGAAACUCAUGGCUCACCACAUGACCUCCAUCCUGGGCAGUGCUCUUCUCACACGCCCACUGGGGAAAGAGAUUCCCGUCUCCUUGCCGUCGCCUGAGGAAUUAAAGGGGCGGAUCCUGGUUAAAGGUAAACGCCUCAACAAGCUGGACGUAGCAUUUAACAACAACACGGACGAUGUGGACAGCGUGUCUGAAGAAGAUGAAGCCGCUGAAGCCAAACAGGGCGAACAGGAGACCAAAACUAAGAAAAAAAAGAUCAAGCUUGCUAAAGAGCUGUCCGACCUGGUGAUCUACUGCAAGAGUGUCCAUUUCAACAGCUUCGAGCAUUCACGUGAGAAACAGGCCUGCUAUGAGAUGUCCUCCUUCAAGGAGAGCAAAGCCAAGAAUCUGGCAGAAAAUUCAGCAACUGAAUUCAUCCACCACAACAUGGACAAGCUGAGCAGAAUUUACCCUGCAGGCACCCGGACAGACUCGUCCAACUACAAUCCUGUGAUGAUGUGGAACGCAGGCUGCCAAAUCGUGGCUCUGAACUUCCAAACUAGCGGCAAGGAGAUGGAUUUGAACCAAGGACGAUUCCUGCCUAACGGAAAGUGCGGCUACAUCCUGAAGCCUGUUUUCAUGAGGAACCCGGACUCUCAGUUUGACCCCAACAUGCCCACAGAACGAGGCUGGAUCAGGAAGAAGAUCCUGCAUGUCAUGGUCAUCUCAGCACAGCAACUUCCCAAACUGAACAAAGAUAAACCCAAGUCCAUCGUGGAUCCCUUUGUCAAGGUGGAGAUUUACGGAGUGCCAGCAGACCGAGCCAGCGCACAGACGACCUACAUCAACGACAACGGCUUCAAUCCAAUGUGGAAUCAAAACAUGACGUUCACCAUUAACGUGCCGGAUUUGGCCUUAGUGCGUUUCAUGGUGGAGGAUUAUGACGCUGCGUCACACAAUGACUUCAUUGGGCAGUACACGCUACCUUUUACCAGCAUGCAGAAUGGAUACCGCCACAUUCCCCUGCUCACAAAAAGCCACGACGUCAUCCCUUCAGCAAAACUGUUCGUCCACAUCAUGGUAAUGGACCCGUAAAGCACACCGAACAGCGCUGAGAGCAAUCACCUUUUCCACAGUCCCAAAAGCAGACCCUCUAAUACAGAGCAAGAAAGACGUGUAUGCGUGUGAUGAAAUACAGAGACGCUGGGUUAAAGGAGACUUCGCUUCUGAGCGAGAUCAAGUGAUCGUUUAAGGAAACUCUCAGAAUAUAUUUAUAUAAAAUGUGGAGGGAAUGGUCACUGUGUAAACUUUUCAUUUAAAAAGAGAGUUUAUCUUUUACCUCCUUGUGAAAUGACAAUUUGUAAUACUGUUAUUUCCUAUUAAAUACAAAUGUAAAGAUUUAUUGUGAAGAACCUCCAAUGUGAGUGUGUCCGGCUGUGUGUUAGUGUGCACGUGCAAUUGAAAACUUUUAUUUUGAGUUAUCAAUUAGGUUUUAAUGUAAAGUGAACACACAUCACUACACUGUCUAUAAAUAUUUGUUCCUUUUUUUAACAGGAUAAAUAUAAUAUACAGGAACAUGAACAAUUUACAUUACACUAAACUACUUUAUUUUGGAAAAACAUUCAAAACUAAACGUCAGGAAUUAUAAGAAGGAAUUUGACAUGGGGUGUCCUGUGCAGAAUCUUUUUUAAUUUUUAUUUUUUGAAAUAAUCAUUCCUAGUAUAAGAAACGUCUGCUUCUUAAGCACAACUCUAAAUAAUGUCUGUUUGCUAAGUUUGCUAUAGGGUCUUUAGUUGACAUGUAAUUUAUCUCUAAAUCUUCCAGUUUUUUUAUAUUCAUUUAUGAUUUAUGAGUUAACAGGGGCCAAAUCCUGUUCCUGAGCUAUGAUUAUUAUGAGUAAGCACUGUGUUUCCUGCACCGCUGACCAGUUUAAGGUUAACGUCCGAGAAUUUUAUGAUCAUGUCAUGUUGUUGUCAAGUCUGUGUCACUGUGCAUUGUUAAACUGUAAUGCUUGUAUCACUAUUUGACUGCUCUAAAUAUUAUAUUUUUCUGCUAUAUGUGGUGAUAAUCUGUUCAACUCAGUCUGUAAAUGUUAAACCUGUCAUUGUUUAUUCUCAUUGUAAUAGGACCAAGCAAGUCAGCUUCACUGACACUAAUGAAAUAUCCUUCAAAGUCACUACUCUUUGACAAAACAUCUAAAUAAAACAUAAAAAGGA
Molecule: messenger RNA, 3691 nt
Organism: Pangasianodon hypophthalmus (striped catfish)
Lineage: Eukaryota; Metazoa; Chordata; Actinopteri; Siluriformes; Pangasiidae
Gene: plcd1a
Product: phospholipase C, delta 1a
Exons: 15
Coding region: 318-2570 (750 amino acids)
Biological process (GO): lipid metabolic process; phosphatidylinositol-mediated signaling
Molecular function (GO): phosphatidylinositol-4,5-bisphosphate phospholipase C activity; calcium ion binding
Source: RefSeq, a predicted model, not a curated record